Molecule: messenger RNA, 795 nt
Organism: Solanum dulcamara
Lineage: Eukaryota; Viridiplantae; Streptophyta; Magnoliopsida; Solanales; Solanaceae
Product: AP-2 complex subunit sigma
Exons: 6
Coding region: 157-585 (142 amino acids)
Biological process (GO): protein transport; clathrin-dependent endocytosis
Cellular component (GO): intracellular membrane-bounded organelle; AP-2 adaptor complex
Molecular function (GO): clathrin-cargo adaptor activity
Source: RefSeq, a predicted model, not a curated record
CUUUCUAAAAAACAAGGUGAAAAUUCUGGUCUCGCACCUCAGUUCUGACCCCCCUGGGCUUUUCUAGUUUUUACGAAUUAAAGAAUCGAAGAGACCCUCUUCAACUUUUUCCAAGUGUUUCCUCAGCUCUUUUACCUACAGAUCCUCUGAACAAAAAUGAUCCGUUUUAUAUUGCUUCAGAACAGACAAGGAAAGACUCGUUUGGCCAAGUAUUACAUACCUCUCGAGGAAUCCGAGAAGCACAAGGUGGAAUAUGAGGUUCAUCGGUUGGUGGUGAAUAGAGAUCCCAAAUUCACCAACUUUGUUGAGUUCCGUACCCACAAGGUAAUAUACAGAAGAUAUGCAGGAUUAUUUUUCUCACUUUGCGUUGAUAUCACAGACAACGAGUUGGCUUAUUUGGAGUCCAUCCACUUGUUUGUGGAGAUUUUGGAUCACUUUUUCAGCAAUGUCUGUGAGCUGGAUUUGGUUUUCAAUUUCCACAAGGUAUAUCUGAUAUUAGAUGAGUUUAUUCUUGCUGGGGAGCUCCAGGAAACAAGUAAGAGGGCAAUUAUCGAGAGAAUGGGAGAAUUGGAAAAGCAGGAGUGAAGAUUCUCAUGCUUUGCUCGAGAGUCGAAACAGACACUUUCCUUUUGGCUUCGUGGUCUGCACUUCUCUUCUGGCUGGCUGUAUUUACUGCAUUAGACAUUCUGUAUCCUGUUGAUACCUUCUUGUUGCUGUGCCUCAUUUUUAUUUAUUCAUUCAUACAUUUAAAGGUAGUUUGCAAGUUAAAAUAUGACUAUCUUUAUCUUUUGUCAA